UCCUUCUGCCCGUUAGCCCGCGGAGCCCCAGGCGGGGACGGUGAGGCUGGGGCUCCGGGAAGGCGGAGAGGGCGACGACCGAGGCUGGGAUGGCGAGCUCGGGGGCCCGCCGUGCCUGCUGAGGGGAACAGUCUCUCCGUUAUGGUGAUUAUCUUCAGAUGAAUAGCCUUUGCUGGCUGGAGUGAGCCUACAAUAAUGAGUGGUGCAGCUUUGGGACUUGAAAUUGUUUUUGUCUUUUUUCUGGCUUUGUUAAUACUUCAUCGAUAUGGAGACUUUAAGAAGCAGCAUAGACUUGUUAUUGUAGCAACACUACUUGCUUGGUAUCUCUGCUUUCUCAUAGUCUUCAUCCUGCCAUUGGAUGUUAGUACGACAAUAUACAACCGAUGCAAACAAGCUGCCAACUCUAGCCCUUCAGAAAACAACAGCAUAACUGGAUCUUACUCUGCAGUUGUCCCUGACAGAGGAAAACACCCGUGUUUCAAGCCAUGGAGCUAUAUCCCUGAUGGAAUCAUGCCAAUUUUCUGGCGUGUUGUAUAUUGGACAUCACAGUUUUUAACAUGGAUCCUAUUACCUUUUAUGCAGUCAUAUGCAAGAUCUGGAGGAUUUUCCAUCACUGGAAAGAUCAAAACAGCACUAAUUGAGAAUGCAAUCUAUUAUGGCACCUAUUUGCUGAUUUUUGGAGCAUUUUUAAUUUAUGUGGCAGUAAAUCCAAAUUUGCACUUAGAAUGGAACCAGCUUCAGACAAUUGGGAUAGCUGCUGCCAACACAUGGGGCUUGUUCCUCCUUGUUUUAUUGUUGGGGUAUGGCUUGGUGGAAAUUCCUCGAUCCCAUUGGAAUGGAGCUAAGAGGGGUUACCUACUCAUGAAGACAUAUUUCAAGGCUGCCAAACUGAUGACAGAGAAAGCAGAUGCAGAAGAGAAUUUAGAGGAUAUAAUGGAAGAAGUUCGAAAAGUGAAUGAAAGCAUAAAGUAUAACCACCCUUUGAGAAAAUGUGUUGAUACAAUAUUAAAAAAGUGUCCUACAGAAUACCAGGAAAAAAUGGGUAGGAACAUGGAUGACUAUGAAGACUUUGAUGAAAAACAUAAUACUUACCCAAGUGAGAAAAGUUUGGUUAAAUUGCAUAAACAGGUCAUUUAUUCAGUUCAGAGACACCGUCGUACACAAGUACAGUGGCGAAUUCUUUUGGAACAAGCAUUUUAUCUUGAAGAUGUGGCAAAAAAUGAAACCAGUGCUACUCGUCAGUUUGUUCAUACUUUUCAACCACAAGAGCCAGAAAACAGAUUUAUCCAGUAUUUUUAUAGUCCAACAGUUGAGUGGUACUGGGAAUGUCUCUUGAGGCCCUGGUUUUACAGGAUACUUGCUGUUGUUUUGGCCAUCUUCUCUGUGAUUGUCGUGUGGUCAGAAUGUACAUUCUUUAGCACUAAACCUGUCUUAUCCCUAUUUGCAGUCUUCAUACAACUGGCAGAAAAAACAUACAAUUAUAUAUAUAUCGAGAUUGCAUGUUUUCUUUCCAUCUUCUUCUUAAGUAUCUGUGUUUAUUCUACUGUCUUCAGGAUCCGUGUAUUUAACUAUUAUUAUUUAGCAUCACAUCACCAGACUGAUGCUUACAGUCUUCUCUUUAGUGGCAUGCUAUUCUGUCGUUUAACUCCCCCUUUGUGUCUAAAUUUUUUGGGCUUGACACACAUGGAUUCAACAAUUUCUCACCAGAAUACUCAGCCAACUGCUUAUACAUCAAUUAUGGGUUCCAUGAAAGUACUAUCUUUUAUUGCCGAUGGAUUCUAUAUUUAUUAUCCUAUGCUGGUUGUUAUUCUCUGUAUUGCUACUUAUUUUAGUUUAGGAACACGUUGUCUAAAUCUGCUAGGUUUUCAACAAUUCAUGGGAGAUAAUGAUAUGACAUCUGAUUUAGUUGAUGAAGGAAAAGAGUUAAUUAGGCGAGAGAAGAGAAAAAGGCAAAGGCAAGAAGAAGGUGAAAAUCGAAGAAGAGAAUGGAAGGAGCGUUAUGGAAACAAUCGAGAAGAUUCCACCAGGAAUAGAAAUAUUCAUACUGACCCAAAAGAGUCAAAUUAUGGAGAAACCAAUACCAAUAGACCAGUAUCUAAGUAUACAAGAUCUAAUAAUCGAACUGAAAGAGAUAGAAUUGAAUUACUCCAAGAUGCAGAGCCUCUGGAUUUUAAUGCAGAAACAUUCACUGAUGAUCCUCUUGAAUGUGAAUCAGGAAGGUAUCAAUCUGGUGGAAGGUAUCUGUCAAUGUCUCGAAGCCAAAUAUUUGAUGAUGUCUAAAGUUUGAAAAUAUUUAGGGGACAAUUAACUCUUUGAAGCCUGCAAAUCCAAGUCAUUUCUCAUGUUGUACAUUAUUGUAACAUCAGUGUACCCUCAGAAGUUGCUUUCUAUUUGGAAGAAGAAAAGUCAAGUUAGGGUAAAAAAAUGACACUGAGAAUUUACAACUUGUAUAAUAAUUUAUUUCUCAUCAAGUAGUAGAGAACCAUAUGCUUGUGGGAUUUAUUGCAUAUGAUGCAGCUUUUUGUGUGUUCUCUCAGUGGAUAAUGGGAAUGUCAGUUUAAUUCAUAUUAAAAAGUAGUCCAUGCAAAAACAUUUGUGUGUUUCAGAUUGGUUGAAAUGAAUCUUUUCUUCUGAAAAUUAGUUUAAAAAUAGUAAAUUAUCUGUAACCUCUAUCAUACACUACAGUAUUCUGUCAUUUGUGGAUAUAUUUUGUUCUUUUAAAAAGAAGAUAUUUUGUCAGCAUUUUUCAAGGAUAUGUAAUUGAAUGGAGAAAUCAAAUGAUCAUAUUCACAGAACUCAUAUCUUAGAACAUAAGACUUAUACAUGAUUCACAGAAUACAGUAAUCCUUCUGCUUCAACUUUAUAUACAAAUAAUUAAAUGUGUUUUGCAUGUGUAACUAAGAUAUUUCAAUUGGCAACACUAGCAUUUUUUUUUAGCAUGUGUAUAAUUAAGUGGUUUUUCCUUUUAAGGCUUUAAUAGAAGCUAAAAAUCUUUGUAGUUCCUUGUAUCGUUUUAAAUUGAUGGAGAUGAGUUUAAAAUUUCCCAAUUCAUUGCUUUUUUGUAUUCUUAAUUAACUCCUGAUCUUUCUGUUGAAGGGAAAAUAUAUGCAUUAUUACAAAUAUUUUUGAUAUCCAAAGAACAUGAAAAAAGAGAUCUGAGAUUUUUCAAGGUGCCUGUAUAUGAUGGUAAAGCUUUUACAAAAGACAUAUACUUAUUCCAUUCAAAACAAAAGAAUACUAAUUCAGAGGAUGUUAUAGAUUAGUACUUACAUUGUGGUUUAUGGAACGUGUCAAACAAAAGUAGAUUGUAUAUAAUUAUUAUUGGAUAAAUAUGCUUACUUAAAAUUUUUUUGGUUUGGUUUCAUGUUUAAGCCAAAGUUUAAAAACAGCGUCUUUAUUUUGCAGAGUGAACACGAACAAGUGAAAUCCUUGAAAUAUUUUCCACUUCUUACACAAUUUAAUAGGUUCUAUAUUUCUAGAAAAAUGGUGUUUCCCUGAGUUUUGAAAAAGCUUAAUUUUUUAAAAUUAGUAUUAUGUAAUUUUAUAAACAAUAUAAUGCAAAUACUCAAAGGAUUAUGGUUAACCCUAUUACCUAGAAUUUUUUAGUCAGUUUCUAUAAACAAUGAAACAAAAUACAUUCAAACUAAAUAUCAAUGGGAAGGUUUGCCACACUACAUUGAAAGUUUUAGGGGGGUAUUCUUAUUUGAAUCACAUUCUUGUCUUGUAAAGUGUGGCUGGUCAUAGAACAAGCAGUAAGCAGGAAAUGAUGCUUUGGCACUGAAAGUGGCAUGCACCACCAUGGAUUUCCUUUGGCAAGUUAUAACCUCACAGUGCCUAUUUUUCUUCAUUUGCAUAAUGAAGAUAAUCCUAUCUACCUCCCUCACAGGGAUAUUGUGAGGGUAUUAGAUUAACGUUCACAAUACUUCAAAGAACUGUAGCUGUCAUUUUAUCAUCAACUUCAUCUUCAUUACAAAUGAUACUUAAAAGUAUUGGAUGGAAAAAAUAUUCUUCACAAAAUGGACUCUGGACCUCUAGAUAAUAACUUUUUCCCUCUAAUUUAGGAAUAUAACUUGGUUGUUACUGCUACUGUUUUAUUUCAUAUGACUUUACUUCGGAAAUUUUCCAAAAAGUGUAUUGUUUUUUUUUCCCCAGGCUUUAUCAUAAACUCCAAAUGGCAGCAUAGACAGAGAGGAAAGAAAUAGAGAAGGCUUCCCAAUUAAUUAGGCUAUAAUCAGACUAUAUCAUCCCUUGAAAUGAGCUUAGAAAUAUGUGGAGGGGUGGAAGGAAGUAUGCCCUUCACUACAUUGCAGAUGUAGGAGGAAAGUAUAGAGAAACUUCUGUAUACAUAUACAUAAAUACCAGGGAAAAGAUGACCUAUGAGCCUGAGGUUAUUUUUAGGCAUUUGGGUUAUCUCUAAACUAAUUAUAUUAAUCAGUGUUGUUGCUUUUAAAACAGUUUGUCUUAAUGAGUUUUCGUUAAGUACUGUAUAGGAAACUUACCUUGUUGGCUAAGUAUCCUGCUGGUUGACCCUUGAACUUGAGGUAACAUUACAAAGUGGGUAGAGCACUGGAUUUCAGGUGUGGAAGAUGAGGAUUUAAUAUAGCCUCUGACUCUAGCAGUGUGACUAUAGUUAAAUCACUUAACUUGUAUGAACUUUUUUCCUCAAGUGUAAAAUUGCUAUGAGGUUUAAGCAAGAUUAUAUAUAUAUAAUGCUGUGAAAACUUUAAAGUACUAUAUGUGUUGAUUAUUAUUGUCUUCCUAUAGUAGAGUCUGCUGGUGAUAUUUUGGUCACUUCCCAAAGAUUCCUAGUUUAGAGAUCAGGGGUUAGUUACUCAAUGAACCAAGUUCAGAUCAUGGUACUGGAUAAUUUGAAGAUUUACAAAUGAAGUAAACUCUGUCUUGAGGAGUUUAUGGUCUAAUGGUAUGUUCUUCAGAACAUUAUUCUUAUAGUUAUGCUUUUUAUAUGCAGGGCAAAGAUUUCAAAGCAUGACUUACUCAUAGUGAUACCCCCUAUGUAAAAUGGAUUAGAUAUGACACUCUCCCAAAAUAACCAUUGGGUGGUGAUACCAUAUGAAUAAUUUAUAACACCCUUACUUUUAUUGUUUUCAAAAAUAGCAUGUAAGUUACUAGAUGCCACUUUGCUAAAAAAAAAAAAAAUUUGUUUUCUCCCCCCCACCCCAACCCCCACAUUGCAUUUUCUUAUAUCUUAUGAUCAAUGGGGCAUCACUGUGAAAACCUUAAAAUAGGUAAUAAACUAGGGAGACAGUGAGGUGUAGCUAAAAGAACACUGGGCAGGCUGCUAGGUACCAGACUUAGUUUCAGUUCUCCUGCUUAACUAGCUGUAUUGACACUGAGCAAGUCAUUUGUUUACUGACUUAACAUUCCCAUAUAUUUGUUUCAUUAUUUUUAUCUUUAAAACAGAAUGGUGGGACUAGAUGAUCUUUAUUUCCAAUUCUUGUUCUAACAUACUAUGAAAAUGUCUUCACUAUUACAUGGAAUUCCAUACCACAUAAAUACCUCCUCUUAGAUUACUUAAUCAUACAAAAAGACACUUAAACAAAAGUGAUCAGAGUGAAAUUAAACUUUUUAAGGACUGCCUUUGACAAAGAAUUUCCCAUUUAUUUAGGAAAAAUAGAAAAAUACAGAGCAUUGAACUAAAUACUAAUUAAUAAAUAAUUGGAUUAUAUGUAAUUUACUAUAUUUGGUCAAAUUGUUGGUACCAAAAUCUGAGUUGUAUAUGCUAAUUAAAUUGAUUAAAAGUGGUUCAAUUAUUUUAUCUUCCUCAAUUUAUUGUACUGUUUUUGAAAAUUUUAUAUAUUGACAAAAAUUUUUAAACACUCUUCUAUAAUGUAAUUCUAACUUAAAUUUAAAUAGUUUAUAAAAUUUUUAUUUGUUUAUGCUAAGAUUCAGAAAGUACUCAUAAUCUCAAUAAUUGGCAAAAACUCUUCUUAAACUUACCUUUCAGAGUAUAAGAGAUCUUCAUGAACUUGAAUCCCAUAGUUCUAGUUAAAUGAUAAUCAUAGUAAUGGAUUAUUUUUUAUUAAACUUCAAAUGUUAAGAGAUCGGUUUUCUAAGGCUUUCCUUGCAACAUCAGUUUAAAAAACUGUACUGCCAAUAUUUUUUUAAAAUACUCAUAUUAUCUUUAUCUCGCUUACUUAUGAAUAAUCAUUUAGAAAUUAUGUUCAGAACAUUGAAGAUUGUAGAAAGAACUGGUAUCUGACUUCCAAUUCCACUAUUGAGAGACAUUGUGUUAGAUGACUAAACUGAAUGUUAUUUAGGCACUUUAAUAUGCAUUUCUUCAGGUCAUAGGUUAGUACCAUAAAAUCUUAUUGUUGAACUUCAUUAUUUGAACAAAAAUUCUUGGCUUCUGAAUAAAGAAAUAACUGGUAAUAUUUGAAUAUUUUUAAGCCUUUUAAUUAUAGUAAUAAUGAAUAACUUCAUUACCAAAAGUAAAAACAUCAGUGAUUUAAAAGAAUGUAUUUCAUGGCUCAGAUUCCUUGUUCACAACAGGUCACUCUUGCCAGAAUAAGGAGUAAUUCUGCCUCUGUUAAAAUUGUCUCUUGCCAAGUGAUAGACCAUAAUAUAGCAAAGGUAGGGAGGCUCCACCAUGCUCCCUUGAUUAGGCAUUGUGAGUCCUGGAACCUGACCCUCUUCAGAAAAGGUCUACUUUGGGCACUAGGCUGUCCUUGAGUAUUUGGCACCUGAGAUUAUUCUGGUGCCCCUCUAGAGCCAGUGCUGAGGAGAUUUGAACUUCCCUCCUAAAUCAUUCCAAGCUUGCAAGGCUUUACUUUCAGAGAAUGUUAAUUUAAAUAUCACUAUGAUUUUUAUUUUCAAGACAGGGCUAGUUUAUUGAUAAAAAGGAAAUGACAAGCACUCGGUAUCUGAUCUAUAAGAAUACACUUUAUUUUCCAUAAAAAUUUUAGGUUAUAUUGCUAAUAUAAUCUUUGAAAAACUCACUUUUUUACAAUGACCUGAUAACCAUAACCCAUUCUGUUAUAAUUUGAUCGUCCUUUUUACAUGUGGUUAGAAGUGUCUUACUUUCACAGGACUGACAUGUGCAAUGGAAAACAGCACUUGUAGAAGUUGCACAGCAUGAGUUAAUUGUGGUAUUGUUCUUGUCACUGUGACCACCUAAAGUGCUAUAUAUUUAUCAACAUGAUACUAGCCAAUAUCUUUGCUCUUUAGCGGAUUAGGUUUUAGGUUUUUAUGGUGAUUGUUUCUUGGUAAAAUUUGCUUCUGACUACAUUGAAAAGUGUAGUGGAAUUUUCUAGUUUGAAAAUUACAGACAAAAUGCUGCCCAUUUGAAGGCAGGGGAUACGUAGAGUUGCCUUUUCAUUUCCUGCAGUCAAAUCUACAAAAGUGCUGUCACGUUGAUGCUCUUAUUCCUGGCAUUUUUUCUCUUCCAUCUUUGUAAAUAAGUUUUUUUGUUGCUUUCAAAUGAAAUGUUGAUGUUAUUGAACUUCUUCCCUAUAGCAGUGUUCUGCCAUUGUUAGUUGUACCUCUAGCUUCUUAAUUGUCUGAAAUUGAAACACUCCCCUGUUUCUUUAGCCCCUUUUAGGCUUACCAAAAUAUGCUGGGAAUCUAAUGUGUUGAAUGAACUACAUUGGUGUUACUGUUUCCAUUUUAAAGUGAUCAUAUGAAAAUCAAGUAAAGUAUUAGUUUAUUCAUCCUAAUGUGUAAAUCAGCUAGUGUGCGUCUGAGCACAUAAUUUGUCAGUGGGUUAGCUAUGAUUUGUGUGCACAAUGCCAAUGUUUUCUCCAGUCAGCCAAUAAUUACUACAUGAAAUUCAGUGACAGACUUUCUCCCACCUGAAACUCCUUCUGUUUGACUAGUUUGAUCUGAUCUAAAAUUUUGUUGUUUGGAAGUUUUAAUUAUUGUGCAAUUUUUGUGCUGUAAAAUUUUAGUGUAUUUUCAAUUGUGUAUUUUAAAAGACUGUAGAAGUGCUGUUUAUUAGCAAACUAGUAAUCUUUUGCCUUAUCUCUGCAUAAUAGCCUUCCAUUUUGGUUAUGGCAUACAAUAAAAAAUUUUUUCUGUACUAUGUUAAAUUAUUGAUGAUGUAAAUUUUUCAAAGAAUGUAUAUUUGAUCAGCUGUUUAAAUAUAGGUGAUUGUAGAUUUGCACGAAAUAAAAUCUUUCUAAAAUUA
Molecule: messenger RNA, 8143 nt
Organism: Monodelphis domestica (gray short-tailed opossum)
Lineage: Eukaryota; Metazoa; Chordata; Mammalia; Didelphimorphia; Didelphidae
Gene: LMBRD2
Product: LMBR1 domain containing 2
Biological process (GO): adrenergic receptor signaling pathway
Cellular component (GO): membrane
Source: RefSeq, a predicted model, not a curated record